UUAUUUUUUUCAUCAUCUACUGAAGAUCAUCUAGAACACAUAAGUUUUUAGAAGACAAACAUCAUGUUUCUGUGAAAUUGAAAUCACUGAUACAAUUUAACUUUAUCCACGUAUAUGGAGGUCAGGGAUUCCCCUUCACCGUCAACAAAAAGCAAACAGGCAUAAGGAGGAGCAAGGUUAUAAACACCUUGACUACUGGACUGAUGACUAAUGGACAAGAUGCCCAUGGGGGGCAAAUCCACUUUCUUCCAAAACAUUUUAAAUCUAGAUUCUGCUUUUACUUAAUGGGUAUACAGCUUACUAACGGAUCAUAUUACACAUAUAAAAAUCAGGUAUUAAGUACAAAGGAGCUGAGAGCAGGUAUACAGGCAUAACAGGCCAGCAGGGGAUUAGGUGGCUAAGUGCUGGGCUCUUUAUCAGACCACUUGGGUUUGAAACCCAUUUUGUCCACUUACUAGCAAUGUGACUCUGGACAAGUUAUUUAACCUCAUAUCUGUAAAAUGGUGGCAAAUGUAGAGGAAUUACUUCAAAGGUUAAGAAGAUCAAAUGAUUUAAUACACAUACAAUCCUCAGAGCUGUGCCAGCAUGCAAUAAGCCCUCAAUAACAGUUUCCUGCUGUAUGUAUGCAAUGAGUUCAACUAUGAAGUUGAGAAAUACUGCCAACCAUCUGUGGCCCCUCGUGCUUCUUAGCAGGGACACUGCAGAGUUCUACCCCUGGCCCAUGUACUUACUCAAUGCCAUCAACGAGCCCCCAGUCAUCAAGAUAACCCACCCACGCAUUUCCGGUGGUGAUGACCUCCCCACGAGAACAUGCCUCUUGCGAAGGAUCUCCUGCACCCGUCCCCAGAAGAGGAGAAGAGGAAGCACAAGAAGAAGCGCCUGGUGCAGAGCCUCAACUCCUACUUCAUGGACGUGAAGUGCCCAGGAUGCUACAAAAUCACCACCAUCUUCAGCCACGCACAGACGGUAGUUCUGUGUGUCGGCUGUUCUACUGUCCUCUGCCAGCCCACGGGAGGAAAAGCAAGGCUUACAGAAGGAUGCUCCUUCAGGAGGAAGCAGCACUAAAAGCUCCCUGAAUCAAGAUGAGUGGGACACUAUCCCAAUAAACAGAUUUUGGAUAAAAAAAAAAAAGAUAACCCACCCACAAUGUUUUCUUCAAUGUCCCCCACGAAACAGCAAUGGAGGGUGGGUGAACUGAUAACAUCACAUGAGAGAGGGGCUGAUCAAUAUGAGGCAUUAUCUAAAGAUGGAAGACAAGGCUAAAACGAAUGUAGUAAUGAACUACAUAAACAUCAAGCACCUACUGUGUACAA
Nyctereutes procyonoides (raccoon dog) is the source of this 1313-nucleotide messenger RNA. Its product is annotated as 40S ribosomal protein S27-like. The transcript has a single exon. Gene Ontology annotation, molecular function: RNA binding; structural constituent of ribosome. The record is from RefSeq and is a predicted model, not a curated record. Gene Ontology annotation, cellular component: cytosolic small ribosomal subunit; ribosome. The coding region runs from base 811 to 1065 and encodes 84 amino acids. NCBI's taxonomy places the organism in Eukaryota, Metazoa, Chordata, Mammalia, Carnivora, Canidae. Gene Ontology annotation, biological process: translation; ribosomal small subunit assembly.